Molecule: messenger RNA, 4168 nt
Organism: Salvia splendens (bonfire salvia)
Lineage: Eukaryota; Viridiplantae; Streptophyta; Magnoliopsida; Lamiales; Lamiaceae
Product: cellulose synthase-like protein D3
Exons: 5
Coding region: 443-3889 (1148 amino acids)
Biological process (GO): cellulose biosynthetic process
Cellular component (GO): membrane
Molecular function (GO): cellulose synthase (UDP-forming) activity
Source: RefSeq, a predicted model, not a curated record
UAACUUUCUAUCAAUUGCUAAUUCUUUAAAUUUUUUUUUUACUUUAAAAUAUUAUCUUCAUUUAUAUGACAAGUGAAAAUGGUUUGACUAAAUAUUCCAGAGAGAAUCAAAGAAGGCAAGAUGAGUAAAAGCAUGUAGAGAAAAAUCACUUUGCUGUUAAAUUCUUCAUGUUCACAGCUGUCUUAUAUAGAGAGAGACAUUAGGCGAUCGGAGAUUCAAAGUGUUGAUAAAAUAAUGGUCUCUCUCAAGAGCAGUCUGCUUCUGUAAUCACAGAGAGAGAGAGAGAGAGAGAGAGAGCCGGCGAGCAUUACUCCUACUGCAUUUGUCUUCAUCUUUUUGUAGCUCCAAUUCAACCUCACUAAUAAUGCUAAUGAGCCUCUGAAAAGCUUGUUUUUAAUCAUCCCUUUUAGGGGAUCUUACUUAGCUAAAGCAGGGGAUUUAAAUGGCUUCCAAAUCGUUCAAGGCGAGUAGAUCAAAUUUAUCCACAGAUUCUGAGAUGACAGAGUCUCAAAACGGCAGGCCGCCUCUGCCUCCGCAGUCUCACGUCACGUUUGCCCGCCGGACCUCAUCAGGACGCUAUGUCAACUACUCUAGGGACGAUCUCGACAGUGAGCUAGGCAAUGACGACUUCCUGGAUUACACGGUCCACAUUCCCCUUACCCCCGACAACCAGCCUAGCAACCCCGUCACACAGAAGGUGGAGGAGCAGUAUGUCUCGAGCUCACUCUUCACGGGCGGGUUCAACAGCAUGACAAGGGCUCAUUUGAUGGACAAGGUCAUUGACUCAGACGCUAGCCAUCCGCAGAUGGCUGGCGCCAAGGGAUCCUCUUGCUCCGUCCCCGGCUGUGAUGGGAAAGUCAUGAGUGAUGAGAGGGGAGAUGAUAUCCUCCCUUGUGAGUGUGAUUUCAAGAUUUGUAGGGAUUGCUACUUUGAUGUGCUCAAGACGGGAGAAGGGGUCUGCCCCGGGUGCAAGGAGCAGUACAAUGCGGCUGAUCUGGAUGAGGCCAUGGAGAAGUGGCCGGCUCUGCCACAGCUCCCACCGCCACCAUCUGGGGUUUCCAAGGUGGAGAGGAGGAUGUCGCUUAUGAAAUCGAACAAGUCAAUGCUGAUGAGGAGCCAGACUGCCGAUUUUGAUCAUAACAGGUGGCUGUUUGAGACGAAGGGGACUUAUGGAUAUGGCAAUGCUAUAUGGCCUAAGGAGGGGGGAUACGAUGACGAGAAGAAUGAGCGUACUGUUGAGUCUUCUGACUUGGUGAGCAAACCGUGGAGGCCACUCACUCGCAAGCUCAAGAUCCCGGCUGCCAUUAUCAGCCCUUACCGGCUUCUAGUCUUGGUUCGAAUGGUUGUUCUUGGUUUUUUCUUGACAUGGAGAGUCAGCCAUCCAAACACUGAUGCAGUCUGGCUUUGGGGGAUGUCUGUAGUUUGUGAAAUAUGGUUCGCUUUCUCUUGGAUUCUGGAUCAGCUUCCGAAGCUCUGUCCAGUCAAUCGAGCCACUGAUCUCAACGUGCUCAAGGAGAAGUUCGAGACGCCUACUCCAAACAACCCCACUGGGAAGUCUGAUCUCCCCGGUUUGGACAUAUUCGUCUCGACUGCAGAUCCAGAGAAGGAGCCGCCACUUGUCACUGCCAACACCAUACUGUCUAUCCUAGCAGCUGACUAUCCAGUGGAGAAGCUCUCCUGCUAUGUCUCGGAUGAUGGAGGGGCGCUCCUGACAUUUGAGGCCAUGGCUGAGGCAGCGAGCUUCGCCAACAUGUGGGUCCCGUUCUGCCGGAAACACGACAUCGAGCCUAGGAAUCCCGAGAGCUACUUCAACUUGAAGAAGGAUCCUUACAAGAACAAAGUUAAGAGUGACUUUGUCAAAGACCGGAGACGAGUGAAGCGGGAGUACGAUGAGUUUAAGGUCCGGAUAAACAGUCUGCCAGAGUCCAUUCGUCGUAGAUCCGACGCCUUUCAUGCUAGGGAAGAACUUAAGGCCUUGAAGGAGCAGAGGCAGAGGAAAGACGACGAGCCGUUUGAGGCGAUCAAGGUGAAAAAGGCUACGUGGAUGGCUGAUGGAACACAUUGGCCCGGGACUUGGUUGAGCCCUACAGCUGAACACACAAAGGGUGAUCAUGCAGGAAUUAUACAGGUUAUGUUGAAGCCUCCAAGCGACGAACCGCUUUGUGGGCCGUCGUUGUCGGAGGGUCAGGUGAUGGACCUGACAGAUGUUGACAUCCGCCUGCCUAUGCUCGUCUAUGUGUCUCGUGAGAAGCGCCCCGGCUACGAUCAUAACAAGAAAGCCGGUGCCAUGAACUCUCUUGUCCGAGCUUCAGCCAUCAUGUCUAAUGGUGCCUUUAUUCUCAACCUUGAUUGUGAUCACUACAUCUACAACUCUCAAGCCAUGAGGGAAGGAAUGUGUUUCAUGAUGGACAGAGGCGGAGAUCGCAUCUGCUAUGUUCAGUUCCCCCAGAGGUUCGAAGGCAUCGACCCCUCUGACCGUUACGCCAAUAGAAACACAGUCUUCUUCGAUGGGAACAUGCGAGCUCUCGAUGGGCUGCAGGGUCCGGUUUAUGUUGGGACCGGGUGUCUGUUCCGGAGGGUUGCUCUUUACGGCUUCGACCCUCCACGAUCCAAGGAGCGUGGCUCCGGCUUGCUCAGCUGCUGUUUCCCUCGUCGGAAGAAGCACCGUACAGUUGCUAGCAACGCGGACGAGAAUAGGGCGUUGAGAAUGGGAGACUCGGACGAUGAAGAGAUGAACCUCUCACUUGGUCCAAAGAUGUUUGGAAACUCGAAUCUACUCAUUGAUUCCAUCCCAGUGGCAGAGUUUCAAGGCCGGCCGCUAGCUGACCACCCCUCGGUGAAGCACGGAAGGCCGCCUGGCGCCCUCACCAUACCACGCGACCUUCUUGAUGCAUCCACCGUUGCAGAGGCCAUCAGUGUCAUCUCGUGCUGGUACGAGGAUAAGUCCGAGUGGGGGCAACGCGUUGGAUGGAUUUAUGGUUCUGUCACGGAGGACGUUGUCACGGGAUACAGAAUGCAUAACCGGGGCUGGAGAUCGGUCUACUGUGUCACCAAACGAGACGCCUUCCGUGGCACAGCUCCAAUCAACCUCACGGACCGGCUCCACCAGGUCCUCCGAUGGGCGACUGGCUCGGUCGAAAUCUUCUUCUCGUUCAACAACGCCUUCCUAGCCACCUCGAAGAUGAAGAUCCUUCAGAGGAUCGCAUACCUCAACGUCGGAAUCUAUCCCUUCACAUCUGUGUUCUUGAUCGUCUACUGCUUCCUCCCCGCGCUCUCCCUCUUCUCCGGCCAGUUCAUUGUCCAAUCCCUGGAUGUCACAUUCCUCGUCUACCUCCUCACCAUCACCGUAACACUCUGCGCGCUAGCUGUGCUCGAGGUUAAGUGGGCAGGAAUCGAGCUGGAGGAGUGGUGGAGGAACGAGCAGUUUUGGUUGAUCGGAGGGACCAGUGCACAUCUAGCUGCCGUGUUCCAAGGCCUGCUCAAGGUCAUUGCUGGUGUGGAGAUCUCAUUCACCCUAACAUCCAAAUCAGCAGGGGACGACGACGAUGAUGACUUUGCUGAUCUCUACAUAGUGAAAUGGACGUCACUGAUGGUCCCUCCGAUGGUGAUCAUGAUGGUGAACUUGAUAGCUAUCGCGGUUGGGAUCAGCCGGACCAUCUACAGCACGAUACCACAGUGGAGUCGUCUAUUGGGUGGCGUUUUCUUCAGCUUUUGGGUGCUGGCGCAUCUCUAUCCGUUCGCCAAGGGACUGAUGGGGAGACGGGGGAGGACGCCCACCAUCGUGUUCGUGUGGUCGGGGCUCAUCGCCAUCAUUAUAUCACUCCUGUGGGUGGCGAUCAACCCUCCGGAGGGAAGCAACCAGAUUGGUGGAUCCUUUCAGUUUCCAUGAGAGCUAUGACAAGGUUCCUAUUGCUCUCUCUUUGCCCCUUUACUAAAGUUGAGAUUUUUUCAGACAGAUAAAUUUGGUGAUGUUUUUGUGCAUUGCUUGGUUGCAGUCUAGUCUUGCAAUUUUAGACAAAGCUGCAAUAGAGAAAAACAUAGGAGUUGUUGCUGCAAUUCUUUGAUUGUUUUAGUGUUAUGAAUUGGGAAGUUUAUUCAUCAAGAGACCACACAUUUUUUUUGCAAUGAACUCAACCAAAAAAAGGAAUAAAAUAGUAUUCUUUCUUUA